UAAAAGAUGGAUUCAUAAGGAGAUAUAUUAGUAAUAAUUAGCAUAUUUAAUCAAAAUUGAAAUUAAGGAUAAAAAAAUAUAUAAGAAAUUAUAAUUAUUGAUUCGGAUAUAGUAGGAAACUAAUAAUGUUCAAUAUAUUGAUGAGAAAUAAGUUGGGGUUAAUAGUCGUCAAGAGGAAUUAUGAAGAAGAAACCAAGCUCAGGGAUAUUGGAGAAAUAGAAAAGGAAUUAAUAAAAGGAGAGCAAAAUGAAGACCUUUUUAUCUUCAAUGAUAUUGAGAGAAGGUUAGAAUACUAUGUAGGAAAUGAGGACUUCAUAAAACUUUAUCUGAGAUUGACAUGGGACUACGAGACCGAAACAAAGACCUCCACUCUCGAGGAAUGUGAAAUAAAAGAGAGAAUCUUAUCAUAUAAGUCAACUAAAGUUCUUAAAGAACUUAGCUUCAUUAAGGUUGAAGAGGACCAAUUAAAAAUUAGAAUUCCUUUGUAGUUAUGGUACUCCUUGACAAAAGGAAAACACCUAAAGGAUUAGUAAUAAUAUUAGGAUUGUAUGAAAUGGGCCAUUGAUAUUUUAAGAGUUUUCACUAGAGAAGGAACAGGAGAAGGAUUAAGGUAACUAGUGGAUACCUUCAAAACUUAUUAACCUACAAGGGAAUAGCUUGAUCAUCAAUAGAUUCUUUCAUUUUUCCCAACCUAUACCAUUCCAUUUUAAUCUCCUGAUCAAAUAAUCAUUUCCAUUAAGCGUGAAAUUUGA
Paramecium octaurelia is the source of this 752-nucleotide messenger RNA. NCBI's taxonomy places the organism in Eukaryota, Ciliophora, Oligohymenophorea, Peniculida, Parameciidae. The record is from the annotation of a GenBank genome assembly.